CCCCCAUUUUUCUUCAUCAUUCAUCAUCAUCUUCUUCAUCUUCUUCAUCUUCUUCAUCUUCUUCAUCUUCUUCAUUAAUUAAUUAUGAGCAACUCCAACUCCGACGACAAAUCUUCCAUGGAUUUGGUUCAACCAUCUGAGCAUCUCUGUUAUGUCAAAUGCAACUUCUGCAACACUGUUCUUGCGGUUGGGAUUCCAUGCAGACGUUUAUUGGAUACGGUGACGGUAAAAUGUGGUCAUUGUAGUAAUCUCUCGUUCUUGAGCACAAGACCUCCUCUACAAGGUCAAUGUAUUGACCAUCCCCUAAGUUUUCAGUCUCAGGUUGGAUUCUCUAAUGAUAUUCGAAAGGGCGCUUCCACAUCGUCCACUUCCACGUCCUCUUCCUUGACUAACGAGUCCCCUUCUCCAAAUUUUGUUGUUAAACCACCUGAGAAGAAACACAGACUCCCAUCUGCUUACAAUCGUUUUAUGAAAGAGGAGAUUCAACGUAUCAAAGCUGCCAACCCAGAAAUACCUCAUCGAGAAGCAUUUAGUGCAGCAGCAAAGAACUGGGCAAGGUAUAUUCCAAAUUCAGCUGCUGGGUCGGUUUCUGGAACUCACAACAAAGAAUGAAAAGGGUUUAGGGUACCAGAAGAAUCGGACAAAUCGAAUGGCUGUCCUAGGGUUUGAUGAAGUUAAGAUUUGGCCAUGUCUUUGUCUCGGUCUUUUUGUUUCUUCCUCGUA
This is a messenger RNA of Benincasa hispida (wax gourd), 723 nucleotides long. It is a transcript of the gene CRC, whose product is annotated as Plant-specific transcription factor YABBY family protein. Gene Ontology annotation, biological process: leaf development; cell fate commitment; multicellular organism development. The record is from RefSeq and is a predicted model, not a curated record. Gene Ontology annotation, cellular component: nucleus. NCBI's taxonomy places the organism in Eukaryota, Viridiplantae, Streptophyta, Magnoliopsida, Cucurbitales, Cucurbitaceae.